CUUCCCCAACACAAAACAGGCUAAUAAAACUCAGAAUUCUCCUUCUUUUCCAGCGGUUCAGGUACUUUCGUCACCGGUUGAAACAGAAGUUUUUCACAAUAACGCGAAGGUAAUCGUGGAAUUGAGUAAUGGAAGGGAAUGCGAAAAGCGAGCAAAUCGUGGAUGUAGGGGCGGUUGUCGAAGCUGUUUCAGCUGAUGACGGUGAUGCUCCUCUCUACAGCCUCGAAAGUCUUUGCAUGCGAUGUGGUGAAAACGGGAUUACAAGAUUUUUAUUGACUUUAAUUCCUCACUUCAGAAAGAUUUUGUUAUCAGCUUUUGAAUGUCCACACUGUGGUGAGAGGAACAAUGAAGUACAGUUUGCUGGUGAAAUUCAACCACGUGGUUGUCGUUACACUUUGGCAAUCCCAUCAGGCGAGCAGAAGGUUGGGUUUAUUCAAAUUUCAACUCCCCAUCCCCAUAUGAUUAUUGUAAAUGAUAUAACACAACAUAUAUGGCCCCUAGAUGAAUUUUAAACAUGUUGUAGUAACCAGGGUACAUAUAAUACUGAUUUGGGUGCAGGUACUCCAAUACUCUUUAUCAUCUAGCUUCUUCCCAUUCAGUUAAUGUCCAUGCUGAGGUUCUUGACACUAGUGACUGCCCUAGUUUGAAGGAUGAAUUUUCACACUUUUGCCGAUGUCUUUCUCUUAAAUAGCAUCCAUGUUUAAGUUAGAAGAC
Vigna umbellata (rice bean) is the source of this 714-nucleotide messenger RNA. NCBI's taxonomy places the organism in Eukaryota, Viridiplantae, Streptophyta, Magnoliopsida, Fabales, Fabaceae. The record is from RefSeq and is a predicted model, not a curated record.